AUGACACAAUUAUUUGAUUUAAUUAGUUUUCCACCAUUUAAAUUAAAAGAGACUACUAAUGUUCCAAUAUAUCAAGCAUUAACAAGAGUCAUUUCUUCACAAUUUGGAACUGUUUAUCCAUCAAUACAACCCUCACUUAAACUUAUAGAAAAUUUAAGAGAUAAACUUGUCAAUUCUAAUAAUCCUGAGAUAAUUAUCAAAAGUGGAACGGAUUAUUAUAAUUAUCUCAAUCUUUUAAUUCAUAGAAUUGAUUUAAACUCAAAUCCUCUUCAAAUAACUUUUAAAUGGUCAGACACAUUUAAAAAGGAUAAUAGUAGUAGCAGUUCUUCAUUAAUUUAUUUUGAAUUAGCUAAUGUAUUAUAUAAUGUUGCUAUUUCUCAUAUUUUAUUAUGUAUUUCUUUAUUUAAAAUUCAAAUCCAACCAGCAAUAAAUCAUUUAAAAUCAGCAGCGUACAUUUUUAAUGAAAUCCUAAAAGUUAUUUCUGGUAAUGAAAAACAAAUAACAUUAGUUGAUAUUCAUCCUGAUGUAUUAAAAACACUUAAUCAGUUUUGUAUUCUUUCUAUUCAAUAUCUUUUCUAUCAAAAAUCUAAACAAGAAAAUAAAACACAAGCCACUCAACUAAAGCUUGGUGCUGGGGUUUAUCGUCUUUCAUUAUUAGUACAUGAGUCAUUAAAAAUUAGUAAAGAAUUCUUUUCACGACCAAUUUACGCUGUUAUUUGUAUGUUUUUAAGAAUUGUUGUAUCUGAAGUUCAAUUACAAAUUUCUUCACAUAAUGCAAAGGAAGAAUUAAAAUAUGGAGAGCAAAUUGCACGUACUAUGAUUGUUAUUAAUGACCUUGAAUCAAUUUCUCAUUUAAAAGAAUUACCAAAAGAAUAUAAAGGAAGUUGUGAUAAUAUUAUUAAAUCAUUAAAAGCUAAUUUGGCUCAAUAUGAAAAAGAUAAUAAUGAAAUUUAUUUCCAAAAUAUACCAGAACCAAAUGAAUUGGAAUAUCCAGAAGCUACAAUAUUAGCCAAAACAAAUCCUAUUUCUCCAAUAGAAAAUAAUCCUUUUAAAGAGUUAUUACCAUUAAAAAUUAGAACUUCAUUUAGUAAUUAUAUUAUAAAAGCAAAGCAAGUUAUUGAUGAUACCAAAAAAAUUUCUCCAGCAGCUACAAAAACAGGAAAUGAUUAUUUAGCUCGAAUAAAAUUAAAUGAGUUAAUUCAAGUAAUAACAAGUCCAGAUAUAGUUCCAUCAGACAUUGAAAAAUUUAUUAAAGAAUUUAGUGAAACAAAACAAUAUAGUAAAUUAAAAGAAAGUCUUGAUAUUAUUAAACAAACAACUGAAAAGAAUGAUAAUAUGAUUAAAGAAAUAAGACAAAGAUUUGAUGAAGAAGCAUUAAAAGAUCAAGACGGAAUUAUGAAAUAUCGAAAUUAUUGGAAUAUUCCACUUGUUAGUAAUCAACAAGAUAAAAUUAAUAAAAUAAGAGAAAUUGAUAAUUUUAUAACAACAAGUAAAAGAAAUGAUAUUGAUUCAAUAACUAAAAUGAAGUUAAAUGAUGAAAUGCUUAGUUUAUUUGAACAAGGAGUUAAAGAAUUAAUUAAAUUCUUCCCAACUAAAGAAGAAAAAGAAACAGUUUUACCAAUUAUUAAAACAUUAGAAGAAGAAAAAAGUGAAUGGGAAAAUAUUAUUAAUGAUAGAGAAGAAUUACUUCAAUUAAUUUUAAAUAGUGCAAUGGUUCAAGAAUCAGAAUUAAUUGAUGAAUUAAAUUCAAGUGAUAAUCAAGCAGGAGUAGUAGAAAAAUAUACUAAAAAAUUAGUUGCAUUAACUUCACAAAUGCAACAAUCAUUUGACAAUCAACAAACAUUAUUAAAACGUAUUGAUAAAAACAAAUCUGAAAUUCAAAUAAUUUUAGGCUCAAAAGCAAUUGAAUUAAAUACAAAUAUUAAUAAAAUUUAUAAUGCAAUGAAAAUUGUUGGCGAACUUAGAGAUGAAAUUGCACAAUCAAUGUCUUAUCAUGCAUUUAUUUUAAGUAAAAUUACAACAUUACAAAAUGAUAUUUUUACUUUUUGUGAUAAACAUAGUUUUGAAGUACAAGACCUUUUACGAAGAUUAGAGUCAGCUAAAAUUAAACCAUUAUCUAAUUCUGCUCCUCAGUUCCAAUUUAAUACUCAAAAACCUUUACCUCCACCUCCGGCUAAACCAUCACUGUCUCUUUCUUCUCAACAAGAAUUUAAUACUCAAAAACCUUUACCUACUCCUCUUCCUAAAUCGGUAUCUUCUGUUAGAUAUGCAAAUGGAUAUCCCCCUCAACCUUCACUUUACAGUUCUUCUCAACAAUAUCCCCCUUCUCAAUAUACUAAUCUCAAUUCUUCUUUUGAUACAACUAAAUCUCGUUCUAUUCAACAACCAAAUGUAGUAUAUUCCCCUUACCAAUCUACACAAAAUCCAUAUGUUAUGAAUCAUCCAACAACACCUUAUACACAAAAUAAUUAUCCAAUUCAACAACCUUAUUAUCAGCAACCAUCACAAGUAUAUCGUCCUCAACAAAUUAAUCAACCAAAUUAUCCAGCACCUGGUUACACUGUACAAACAGCAACUGGAUAUCCAGUCCAACCUAAUGCAUAUCCCAUAAAUAGAAACACUGUUCUUAAUCCAUAUCAAACCACACCACAAAUGCAACAACAAAGCAUGUAUUCAUCACAGAAAUACUAUCAUUAG
Molecule: messenger RNA, 2697 nt
Organism: Entamoeba nuttalli P19
Lineage: Eukaryota; Evosea; Mastigamoebida; Endamoebidae
Exons: 1
Coding region: 1-2697 (898 amino acids)
Biological process (GO): protein transport to vacuole involved in ubiquitin-dependent protein catabolic process via the multivesicular body sorting pathway
Cellular component (GO): endosome
Molecular function (GO): protein binding
Source: RefSeq, a predicted model, not a curated record